This is a messenger RNA of Antechinus flavipes (yellow-footed antechinus), 440 nucleotides long. It is a transcript of the gene HAMP, whose product is annotated as hepcidin antimicrobial peptide. The record is from RefSeq and is a predicted model, not a curated record. Gene Ontology annotation, biological process: intracellular iron ion homeostasis. The transcript has 3 exons. NCBI's taxonomy places the organism in Eukaryota, Metazoa, Chordata, Mammalia, Dasyuromorphia, Dasyuridae. Gene Ontology annotation, cellular component: extracellular region. The coding region runs from base 44 to 298 and encodes 84 amino acids.
GGACGCCGGGCAGAACCCCGGAGAAACAGGCCCACGGACAGAAAUGGCAUCCACCACUCAGAUCCAGGCCGUCUGCCUCUUCUUCCUCCUCCUCUCUAACAUGGUGUGUUCUUCCGUUCUCCCAAGGGAGACACAGGACCUCGUGCAGACCCCCCUCCAGGAGGCAGCUCCAGCUCACAAAGACUUGACGCAGCCCCUGCUUCAGAGGACAAAGAGAUUCAACAGCCACUUUCCCAUCUGCUCCUUCUGCUGUAAUUGCUGUCACAACGCGAAAUGUGGCUUUUGCUGCCGGGCGUGACCAGAGCCCAUCACCUCCUCUGGUGUCAUCUCCCUCUUCCCAAGUUCCCUUUCCCCCUUCAGUUCUUAAUUUAUUCCCUCCCCCACUGCCCCUUCCUGUUGUGACUGUCUCAAAAUAAAGUGGCGUGCUUCCCCACAACAAA